GAUGACAGCAAGUUGUCAUUGAUUUCCCUUGUAUUUUAUUUUCAACUUAAGUGAUUUUUUUAAAUAUUUCCAAUAUGGAGGGCUAAGUUUUAGUAAAAUUAAAAAAAAAAACAGGUUAAAGUGAUCCCAAAAUUCAUAAGAUAAAACAAAAAUGAAGUGCUGUGUACCGUUCUGUGAGCCACAGUCCAGUGAAAAUGCUUCCAUUUCGUUUUUUAAGUUUCCUGUCACAAGAUGGCUAAAGAGCUCAUGGUUAGUGGCGAUCGGUAUGAGUGAGAUCCAAUGGCAGCCAGAUUCAGUGGUUUGCUCGCAACAUUUCCAAACUGAUGACAUACUUGUAAAAAAUAAUGGACCGUUAAAACUUAGAAAGAACUCUGUUCCUUCUAUAUUCAGGGAUAACUGCAUGGAUAAUAAUCUACAGUUCUGCGUGACAUGCCUAGAUACUGCCAGUAAUAUGUACCCGUUAGGUAAAUAUUUAUCGAAGGCUUAUAACAAUUUGACUGGACACGACUUUUGGAAAUUGAAGAACGAAAUCUGUCAUUUCAACAGUGAACCGCAGCUCUGCACGGAAUGUACUCAGAGAUUGAUAAAUUGUUAUAAAUUCAGGGAAAAGUGUUUGAAGACACAUCGCUUAAUAAUGAUGCUGCAUAGUAAACGAGGAAUGUUAACAUUAAAUAAAAUAAAGUCAAUUAAUAGAGCCACUCAGAAACUAAAGUCUACUUUAGCUGAACACGUUAUCGCACCUGACCAUUAUGACCUCUAUGUACAUGAAGACUUCGUCGAUAUACAAGAAGUUAAUACAGGAAUAACUGAAACAAAUACUGAAAUGGGUGAAUUUAAUACUGAAAUAAGUGGAGCAAAUAAUGGUAAAAGUGAUAAACCUAUAUUAGAAGAGGCAGACUUAGAUUUUGACAUUGAUGAUGAAGCAGUAUAUAUAAGCGAUAAAAAUUUAAUAGACACUAAUGUGCAAUUUAUAAACAAGAAGCAUAUAAAUGAUGAAUAUAGUGAUAAAGUUAUAAACGUAGACAGCGAUGAUGAAUCGAUGCCUCGAAAUGAUAUAAAUAAUGAUGAUUUCACGAAUGAUGACCGAGACUCCGAUGUUGAAUGUUUAGACGAUGACACUAAUGAUGAAUCAGAUUAUUCGGAUGACUUCGACAGCUAUCUAAAAUUUUUGAACAACAACAUCGUCAGUAAAAACGACAUUAACAACGGUAGGCGAACUAAGGUGAUAGGUAAUGCGAAAAAAAAGAAAAAGUUGGUCGAUUAUAAGAAAAAAAGAGUUAGUCUGAAGAACAUCUUACUCGUGAAGGAUGCCAAGGUGAAUAUUAUCAAAUCAACUAAAAACAAACACUCUAAGACGGAUAAGAGUUGCAGCGAAAAUGUUAAACGCAGAGAUAAAUCUAAACUCCGAAGCAGUGAUCUGAAACUAUUCACAGUGUCAGUGUUGAGCUACGAAGAACAACUAGCUGAUAUUCAGAAGCGGAAACAAUCCUUCAAUUAUAAGUGCUUACCUUACAAAUGUAACAUUUGCUAUAGGGGAAGUUGGCAUCCUGUCCCAUAUAACAGACAUAUGGAAAAACAUACAGUUAAAUACGGACUUUUAGAAUGCGCGAUCUGCGGGUUCCAUAAGAAGAUUCGUUCAAAACUAAUCAGCCAUAUUCAAGUCAAUCACCAAUACAGAUUUAGUUGUCAGAGCUGUUCGUAUGUCACAACUAGUAUAUGGCAGGCCAAAGGACACGAACAAUGGCACGGUGGCAAGGUGUUCAAAUGCCAAAAUUGUGAUCUUGAAUUUGCAAAAAAGUCUUCGUAUUUAAGCCACUUGCGCACAAAACAUCCAUCGGCGUCCCAUAUUUGUACACUCUGCGGAUACUCGUACGUCAGCGCGAUUGGCCUCAAGUCCCACACGACGAUCCAGCAUCGCUUCGAGAAACCCCGGAAGUUGGACGGUCCUACGUGUGAAGAAUGCGAUAUUCGCUUCGCGUCUGUCACCGCGUACGAACGCCACAAGAAGGUUUCGCCCAAGCACAACGCUGAGAAGAAGUCCAUCCGAAACGAGCAGAAUCUCUCAAAGAACAGACGAACUACAGGCGUCCGGUCUAGUAUGGAGCAAUGUCCGAUGCUAUGUGAACUUUGCGGCAAGACCUUUCGGUUGCGGACGCAACUGAGCUAUCACGUACGCAAGCACGCCGGGGAGAAAAAGUUCAAAUGCAGUCACUGUGACAAGAGAUUCUAUAACAAGAAAAGCCUUGUGAUACACAUGGAGUCGCACAGCAAUGAGCCGGCGAGCUCGUGCGAUGCGUGCGGUAAGGUGGUCAUUACCCCUUCCAACAGACAUCGACACAUGGCGCUUCACAAAGACGCAAAGCCGUGCUACAAAUGCGAUAUUUGAGGCAAAAGGUUUCACUACAGCUUAAGGAAGGGACAAGCAUGAGUUUACAUAUACACGGUUAGCGGUGGGCGGUCGAGGCCGGUGUCGAAUGUUUACUGAGAGUUUUAGCUUUUAAUAGAAGUAGCAACAGGGCCCCAAGAAAAGGUAACGGAGUCUCGAGCAGCCAGUGGGCCUUCAGGCUCUGUGUAUAGUAGCAUAUUAAAUAAGGAGAAUCAGGGUCCCCAGAAAUAAUGCUGUAAAAGAGCAAUCUGCUGAGUUUCUUACUGGCUCUAUUCCAUAGAAUCUGUCUUCGGAACCGGUGGUAGAGUCAGUACCAACUGACUGAUUUGGUGUUUAAAAAGUGCAGUUAUUUAAAACGUAACAUGUUUACUUCCAAUUUACUUACUGUAAAAAAUGUGACACUAAGACAGCGGUAUUGCUCGAUAUGUAAAAAUAAAG
Pararge aegeria (speckled wood butterfly) is the source of this 2824-nucleotide messenger RNA. Its product is annotated as zinc finger protein 354B-like. NCBI's taxonomy places the organism in Eukaryota, Metazoa, Arthropoda, Insecta, Lepidoptera, Nymphalidae. The record is from RefSeq and is a predicted model, not a curated record. The coding region runs from base 152 to 2386 and encodes 744 amino acids. Gene Ontology annotation, cellular component: nucleus. Gene Ontology annotation, molecular function: RNA polymerase II cis-regulatory region sequence-specific DNA binding; zinc ion binding; DNA-binding transcription factor activity, RNA polymerase II-specific. The transcript is spliced from 13 exons. Gene Ontology annotation, biological process: regulation of transcription by RNA polymerase II.